Molecule: messenger RNA, 1614 nt
Organism: Lotus japonicus
Lineage: Eukaryota; Viridiplantae; Streptophyta; Magnoliopsida; Fabales; Fabaceae
Exons: 1
Coding region: 1-1614 (537 amino acids)
Source: RefSeq, a predicted model, not a curated record
AUGGACUGGUUUAUGACCUUGCCUCAAGGGUCCCUAGCCAAGUUCUGUGACUUCUCAUCGAAAUUCCUUAACCAUUUCUCCGCAAGAACGGUUGAUGACUUGUUUGAUAUUCGGCAGCGCGAGCGCGAAACUUUGAAGCAGUAUAUGGAGCGAUACAGUGCCGCAUCCGCGAGGUUCGAGGAACUGGAGCCACGCAUGUGCGUGUGCGCUUUCAAAAGCGGUUUGUCCCGGGGAAAGUUUAGUUGCGAAUUACGUAGGGAGUGGGCGUGCUCAAUGGCGGAAGUCCGAGCUCGAGCGGAAGGCUAUAUCCUGGAAGAAGAAACUGAAGUACACAAGAGGAAGCAAGAGAGGGCGACAAGGGUGACGCUGGCAAGAAAACGGAUACAGGGGGAGGAAGCGAGCCACGGGCAGAAGGUUAGAAAAGCUGACCGGCUUGUUAGGAAAGGCGAGGAAGGGCAACCCAGUGCGGGGAGAGAUAAUGUCGGAUGCCGGCGUUCUUGGCGAACGGCUAGAGUGGGCCGGCGAGCGAGGCCGAGAGAGCGCUCAGAUAAGGAAUUAACGAAACAACUAUUGAAAGCAGGAAUCGAAGACUUAGACAGGGAAGAUGAUCGCAACAUGGACCCAGAGUGCAAGGCGGAUGAUCAGUUCAAGUGGUGUGAAUAUCACAACUUAGAAGGCAACGACACCACCGACGGUUUUAGGCAUAAGGGUCAAAUCAGGCAGCUAAUCAGGGCGAGGCAAUCGCAGGCGACGAGGAGGAAAAAGACUGAGGGGUCUGACAGCGAGAAUGACGAAGGAAUGAUGGAAACGGCUAACGUAAUUGCUGAAGGAUGCGAGGAUGGCGACGACAUAUCAAUAGCGGGACGAAGACAAGCGGGGGAGGCAGCAUCGAUACAGGUGUACCCAGCGCAAUUUGGGUGCCCACACCCGGAUAUAGUGGUAUCAAGCGCAGAUUUUGAGGGAAUCAAGCCUCAUGCAGAUGAUCCGCUGGUAGUAAUGGUAAGAAUUAACAGUUUCAAUGUGCAGAGGGUGCUCCUGGAUCAAGGCAGCUCAGCAGAUAUAAUCUACGGGGAUGCGUUCGAACAGUUAGGGUUAACAGACAAAGAUUUGAAGCCAUACACAGGACACUUGGCAGGCUUUUCGGGAAAGCAAGUUCGGGUACGCGGCUAUGUGGAGUUGGACACAGUCUUUGGGAUAGACGAAGACGCCGAGCUUUUGAGGAUAAGAUACCUAGUCCUACAGGUUGUAGCAGCUUAUAACGUCAUCAUAGGGCGAGACACUUUGAAUCGCCUUCAAGCAGUAAUGUCUACGGCCCACCUCGCGGUGAAGUACCCACUAAUCUGCGGAAGGAUAGGGAAAAUAGAGAUAGACCAAAGGAGGGCGAUUAAAUUCCAUGAUCAUUGUCGUACCUUAUAUGGCAGGAGAGGGGCUGGCGAUGGACACAGGUCUCAUGAGAUCGGGAUAAUUGCAGGCAAACAGGAACAUCUGGUAACACGGAGCCAAAGUGACUCGGAUGGACGUUGGCGAAAGCGGAAAUGGGGCGAAGUCCAGAAGGAGUCAGGGCGAGGGAUCCCGGGAGGCGAAGAAGAGCGUGCCCGUUGCUCAAACGGAUAG